AUGACUCCAAUAUUUGACACACUCGCUGUUUAAAGAAUAUCAUUUGUUCCAAUAUUAGUUUCCGUUCAAUUAAAAACUCAGCAAAUUCAAAACUUAACAAACUGGAGUUAACAAGCAACACUAUCAGAAGUAAGAAGUUGGUCUGAAGAAUCAUCUUCUAAAUCUUGGAUUUGGGUAUGUUUCCAGUUCACUAAUUUACCAACCGCUCUUAUUUCACUUAGGCUUAACUCAAUAAUGCCACACUCGAUCUUUAAUGUUAUCAGUUAACUUCUAGUAUUUACUGAGUCCCUAGCAAUUUUUUUACCCAUCGGGAAAAUUUAAUUCGCUCGUUCUCAAUAUAUUUUUAUCAUGUCACCAGCAGCGGUACGCAGAAGCCUUGGGUUCGAUUCCCGUUGAAGCCUUGUUAUUUGUUUGGGCUUAAUUUGCAAUUGCUUUAAUAGCGAUUAACACUGUCUUUGUUAUGUGGGAUUAAUUUGCAAUCGCUUAAAUUGCGAUUUCCACUUCGUUAGUCAUAUCUUCGUUUAGCACGUUUCUUGUCCGACAAUUCCUCCUGUUAGAUCUGACUAAGCGUAUGCACGGUUUGUAUUCUUUUCAAGAACACUCUUAAACCUCCUUGAUGCUCUAGAAUUGUCCCAUUGAAGAAAACCUCAUUUUCACCUAUGGACAGUGUUAUUAUGCUGAAUGAGUAUAUUUAUAGCAUAGUUUUUGUGUAACUAACAGUAUCUAAAAUGCCUUUAUUGCGACUUAGUUUGCGGCGUUCAGUGAUGUUAUCCAAUGGUAUUCUUAUUUUUUGAACCUCUUUAAAAGAAAUUUGCUUGAUUUAGAAUACAGGAAGAAAACUGAACCAGUUUUUGAAUAAUCAGGAGGAUGUAAAACUUGAGGGUGGAAAAAAAAUGGGAUUUUGCGGUCCGCAUUACUACGAAGGCUAGGCUCAAAGCCAAUCUUUCUAAAUUUUGCAGUCUCUUAGUUUUUUUUUUUUUUUUCAGCUGAUGUUUUUUUCCUGUUAUUUUUAAGCGGCUUUCUCCCUGUCUGGUUGACAUCGCCAUGAGACUCUCAGCCUUAUGCGCCGUGCUUAGUCUUUUGGUAGUAUUGUUCUUGAUCUCAGAAGUGACCUCAUGCUACGUAAAAGUCAAUGGUUGCUCUAUACCAGGAAAACUUCCAUUCUUCUACAAGAGGACAUUUAGAAAUGCUUGCAACAAACACGAUGUCUGCUACUACUGCGUAAGACUUGCUUCAUUUUCUUACUAAAAAAGGAUAGCUUAGGGACAAGUCCAAACGAAUCUGGAUGCGCUGAAACCGCAUACUUGAUAUUUGCGUCAACACGGUGUGGAGUAUCCGGUUUGGAUUCACACGUCCACACGAAUACGCUACUGCGAUAUGUACAUUUGCUAAUUACUGACUAAUAGCCUAAAAGGUGUUUCACCUGCCCUGGCGAAGACGUUUCGUUAUCUUAUUUUUUGCUCUGAGUUUUGAAAUUUUCUCUACUAAAUGCUAGCUGGUAGGUUUCCGCAAAUCGAGCCCGAAAUGUGAUUUCACGGCAUUUUUUUUAACACGAAAGUUUUCAUUUAAGACUGGAUCCGAGUUUAUGAGGUAGCCAACUCCAAAUGGCCGCUUUCAGUCGUCCACACGAAUUCACCAAACCCGUCGGAUCCAGAAAAAUCCACUCCGGAAAGCGGUUUCAGAAAUAUGCGGUUCACUGGUUUCGUAUGGACAGAUGGCCGAUUCGUGUAAAACAGUAUGCGGUUUUAAAAGUAUCUGGAUUCGUAUGGAUGCGGCCUAACUAGAGAUAUUAGCUGUGGUCACACUACAGACUUUUUUUACCUAGGUAAAUUCGACUUGUUGACAGUUUACCUAGGGAAACUUGAUUUUUAAAGUGUGACCGAUUUUUCCCUAGGUAACUUACCGCGGGGAAAUUUUAUCGUCUGGGGCUUGGAUAUGUCUCGAGAACAAAAGAGUUUCCCUUGACAGCUACCCCAAAGCAAUAGCUAGGGAAAACUGAAAUACCGAGGUUGCUAGCCAAUCGACGCUCAUCGACGAAGGUCUUGAUGACAGAAACAGACAUAGCUCACGCUGUGAAAGAAAUUUUGGGGACACGAGUGGUCUACGUCUUCGGCUUUCUUCACCUUGCACGUUGAAUUAGCGUAAGAAAUAACAGCAAGAUAAAAGAAAAAAAAGCGUCUCUUUGGUCAGCUCCAUCCCUGGGCAUCUUGCCCUCUUAAAUUUACGCUCCAAAAAAUUCAACUGGCGUGAAAACCUUGGGAGCCGAUAUCAGUAGUGUGACCUUCCCAGAAUUUUUCACCUAGGUAAAACAAAACCCGAGAUGAAUUUACCUCGGGAAAUUUUUUAUGAAUUUACCCUAGGUAAAUUGUUUUUACCUAGGUAAAAGUCUGUAGCGUGACCAUAGCUAUUAUCAUUUUCAUGCUUGCAUACGCCAAUCCAGAGCAAAAGAUAAAUCAAUAUACCCGCAUUAUGUCAUACAACAUACGCAAAUGAAUAAAUUAAUAGUGGAAUGAAUCUAAUAUAUGUUGCCACCAAAAUACAGCUAUAUCGUAAAUAUCUUUGAGUUGCCAAGUAGAGAAUUGGAGCUAAAAUGAUUAACUCUUCAAUGUUUGGCGAUUUUUACUUAUAUAAUUCAUUGAAUACUGAAGAGCGUUUUUAUCGGUCGAUACCGAUGUCAGCUGAGAACAUACACACGACUAAGUUCAUACAACAAAAAAAAUUAUUUUGUCGUUAUUUUUUCCCUCUUGUCUUGUACGCGUCGCCCCAUGUUAGGGAAUCCGAAUUCCGGGAAUUUUCGCACAUAGAAACCGGAACGUUUUUAUCUAUCGCGCUGUUAAAAUCUGGAACAGCCUGCCGGACAACAUUGUUGCCUUAUAAAUGACACGGGAAUUCAAUCUUUUAAGAGCCGGUUGCACAAGUUCCUCCUGCAAUGUUGACUGGAAAUGGAACCUGCUGACUGCUUAGUUCUAAACUUUUUCAUUUUUUUCUUUUUCUGUUGUGUAAGCUGCUGCGAACCACUGAUUGGUCCAUGAGGCAUCAAACGAAGUAAAUUUUUUCUCUAUAUUUGAACUACACUGUAAAUACUUGUACUUCGCCUUUUGGGCUAUUGUUCGCUCUACCGUGUUAUAUAUAUCUCUCUGAUUUCGUUAAAACGUGGCCACUGGAUUUUCGCCUGGCAGUGGGCUCAGCCCGGCUCCAGGCCAGUCCGGUGCCCAAAAAUGUAGGGGGCUUGACGCCUUGGUCGGUACAGCUUGAUAGCCCAGGGACUGCCCUAACAGUGGGUCGGUGGAUCAGGCCUUGGGGUCAAAACUAAAGGGGUAGGGAGGGGGCUGUUUUGACAUAACCCCUUCAGUAAGCAGCAGUGUUCGGUGGGUCAGGCCUUGGGGUUAAAACUAGUGGGGUAGGGAGGGGGCUGUUUUGACAUAACCCCUUCAGUAAGCAGCAGUGUUCAGUGCAGGCUUUGACUGGCGAGUACCUUGGCCUUAAUUUGCCCUAGCCAGCUGAAUCAGGACUCUGCUGAGAAUGAUUAUCAUGAUAAAUGCAGAGCUCAGUGGGAGGUGCAAACAGUCACCCAUUGUGCUGGGUGGGGAGGGUCAAAGUCUUGGUACCAAGGACGCACUUAGCAUAGGACAUUUAGACACUCACUGAAGCCAUGUUUUCAUAAAUCCAGUCAGAUAUAUAGAGAGAAAAUCAUAGAAUCGGAAGGGUUCUGUCAAUUGAAAAGAAAGAAUCUACAUUGUAUUAUGCAUUUUAACGUGACAUUUGUUCGACAACCGUUUGACAUUAUCUGCACAAAAGACGGUAAUUCUAGCUCGUUACAGUGAAGGAGUCGCAUACUUCAUCCUACUGGGUUAAAGGAUCAGUUCUUAUAAUCGAAAUGAUCCUUUGAGUGCCUACACAUUAAAAAUAAUGUAGAAGAACAAAACUUAGUUUGAAGUUCUUACCGUUUUUUAAAUUCAGGGUCGACAUUAUAAAUGGAGGCGACUCCAAUGCGACAAAGCAUUUCAGCGCGACAUGAAAAAGGUGUGUAGCAACAAGUACCGCAAAGGAUGGUUGCGCAAGACCAGGCGCAGGACAUGUAUGACGAUUGCAGACGUCUACUACCGGGCAGUUAGAAUUGGUGGGGCUUUUUACUUUAAAAACCCGACACCAUCAUGGUGCCUACCUAGCUGCGCAAAGGAUCGUGGUAAUCCAACCAAAAGUCUUUCGCGCAGUGGUUAAUACCAUACAAGAACGACAAACAAGAAUAUUGUUAACAGUAAAGGAAUGUUCGUUAACUGAAAAUCAUAAAAUGCACUUUGUAAUACGGUCCCAUGUUAGAAAUAAGCAUGUUAAAACUAAAUAAAAGCCUCCAAAGUAUUUCCCGGGAAAGAGUGAAGCAUAUGU
Messenger RNA from Porites lobata, 4386 nucleotides. Lineage: Eukaryota; Metazoa; Cnidaria; Anthozoa; Scleractinia; Poritidae. The record is from the annotation of a GenBank genome assembly.